AUGUACUAUAAAAGACGCGGCGAGCCGACGUGGUUUGUGCACAAGUUAUGACCCGACUACUCUCUUUUCUAUUUCUAUUUGUGGGCACUUCGACAGUCUCUGCUGGCUGGAAAGACGUCUUCAGGCCGAAACCACUUCACGAUGUGGCGGCAAAGUGUCUGAAUGACACGAAUACAUGGCUCAACUCGCUUGAGCUGUUUGCCGUGGUUUCUGAGGAGUGUAUUGCAACUAAAAACUGCAGUCUCAAAGAGUUGAAGACUUUGAAGGACAACCUCUGGUCCAUCGAACGUGAGUUACGAGACUAGAACAGUUUUCAUGAACAAUUCCAGAGCUGGACUCGUUCGGAAGGUUGCCAGUUCCCGGGAUGCUCGAACUCACCACUCUCUACGACGGUUCUUACCAAGAAUGCCAACGUGUCAGCGAGCACCAUGAGACCAACUACUGCUACGUCGUUUUGAAGCCGGGGAAGAACGCCUCCUGCUCUUCUUCUUCUUCGUCCGCUUCGACAGUCUCUGCUCUUCCCUUGAGACUGGCCGUCUGCCUUCCGAACUCUUGCAGUCACAAGGAUAUGAUGAACAUCUUCAACCAGAUGUCUCCGUAUCCGUUCACAGCCUGCAGUGUUUAUUGCGCAAAGUUCGAUGUCAAAAAAGAUACGCCGUUCUGGGGAUUCUCGUGAGUUGUGAAUCUUUAAGAGUCAAUGAAAAAUCAAACUUCGCAGAAUCUUCAUGGUGGUGAUUGUUUCGAUUGCGCUCCUCGCCUCAACUGUCGAUUAUGUCAGAGAAACAGUGUAUGGAAUCAAGAGCAGCACGGAGAGGAACAUCCUCUUCAAACUUCUACUCACAUUUUCAUUCUGGACAAACGCAGAGCUGAUCCUUUCCGUCAAAGAGCAGAAGCCAGGAUUCAUCAAGUCGCUCGACUGCAUUCGUUUCUUCUCCAUGUUCUGGGUGGUCACCGGCCACUCCUUCAUCUACCUCUUUCUCUCUGACACUCUCUCUCCGGUCAUCAACUUCCCCAAACGCUUCUGGAAUCAUCUCCUCCUCAACGCCUUCGUGUCCGUCGAUACGUUCUUCGUGCUCUCCGGAAUCGUCGUCGCCUACUUGUUCUUUAAAAUGAAGCCAAACACGCGGACGAUUGUGAAUCCGAUCACCUGGAUUCUCUUCUACGUGCACAGAUACCUUCGCUUGACGCCUCCGAUCAUGAUCUUCAUCGGAUUCUUCACAGUCUACGGCGCCUACGUCCAAGGAGCCUUUUCUGCGUCGCAAAUGAGUGGGUCACACUCUUCACAACCAUCUGCAAUACAGAAAAGUUUCAGAUCAGCUUGUGUUUGAAGCGAAUAGUUGUAAAACUAGUUGGUGGGAGAACCUAAUCUACAUCAACAACUUUGGGGAUAACCAGAACAGUUGCUACGCUCCCACGUGGUACCUGGCGGUGGACACGCAACUCUACCUCCUCGCGCCCGUCAUCCUCAUCGGUCUCUACUUUUCGUUCGCCGUCGGAACUGGACUGAUCGUGGCCGCGUGCAUCGGAAGCAUCAUCACCACCUACAUUCUGUUCGACAUCUACGACAUCAGCGUGGACAUGAUCGGAAACGGAGACACUAUGAACUGGUUCUCAAUGAUCUACUCGAAGCCGUGGAUCAGAUGUCCGCCGUACCUGGUCGGUAUGCUCACUGGAUACCUCCUCGCCACCUACGGAAACAGAAAGAUCCGACUUAACUGGGCACUCUGCGUCGCCGGAUGGAUCAUCGCCUUCGUGAUCGCCGCGUUCUGUCUCUUCUCGACCUAUGACUACGAUAAGGGAUCGCACUGGAGCACGUUCACCCGCGGAACCUUCUACAACUUCCACCGUCUCGGAUGGGCGGUGUUCAUUGUGUGGGUGGUGUCUGCGAAUCACAUGGGAUGGGGAGGACCCAUCAACAGCUUCAUGUCGCACCCGAUCUGGCAGCCGUUCGGAAGACUCUCCUACUGUGCCUACAUAGUUCACUGGCUCAUUCUUUUCUACUAUCUCAACGUGGGCGGACAUCCACUUCACUACUAUUCUGCUUGGGAAACUGUGAGUCAUCUCGAGAUUUCACAGCAAAACUUAACUUUACUUACCCGUUUCAGUUCACAUACAUCUCGGUGCCAGCCACGUUCUUCUCCUUCAUAUUCGCAUUCUUCUGGAGUUGUCUCUUCGAAGUGCCUACUUUGAAGUGAGUCCCUAGAAGCUAAAGAUUUCUCACAAUCCAGCUCAUUUCAGACUCGAGAAGAUGUUGAUCGAAGCAUUGAUCGGAGGCGGAAGGGCUUCUGGAAAGCUGGAGGAUUCGGCGGAGAAAGGAAAAGUGUCGCCGAUUCUGGAGAAGAAAAGAGAGGAAGCGGGCUCUUGGAAAAUGAACGACGAUCAAGUGAUUGAGGAAAACGGAAGUAUUACAAAGGUCUAG
Messenger RNA from Caenorhabditis sp. 36 PRJEB53466, 2419 nucleotides. The record is from the annotation of a GenBank genome assembly. NCBI's taxonomy places the organism in Eukaryota, Metazoa, Nematoda, Chromadorea, Rhabditida, Rhabditidae.